Molecule: messenger RNA, 1669 nt
Organism: Micropterus salmoides (largemouth bass)
Lineage: Eukaryota; Metazoa; Chordata; Actinopteri; Centrarchiformes; Centrarchidae
Product: cornifelin-like
Exons: 4
Coding region: 188-541 (117 amino acids)
Cellular component (GO): cornified envelope
Source: RefSeq, a predicted model, not a curated record
AGCGAAUCACUAUAGAUGUUUGUCAUCCUCAGAAAUAGCAGUUUGUUGGCAAACCAGCAUUUCGCAGCUAAAGCUCGUCACAGCUUCCUGUGUGGUGCGCAGCUUGUCAGUUUGAUCAGGAGGAGUGCACACUGACAGACUCUUCUGGCAGCUAAAUCAAAAACUACAAGAAAUCCAGUAAUCAAAAAUGUCGAACCCAGUGGUCACUCAUCAACCAGGUGCAGGCGGCUAUGGGACAAAUGUCCAAACAGGAGAGUGGAGCACCGGCCUGUGCUCCUGCUGCAGUGACAUGUUAGUCUGUGCUCUUGGUUGCAUCUGUCCAAUUGCAUUGAGCUGCUACACAGCAAACAAGUAUGGGGAAAACUGCUGCUUGGGUUGUUUGCCAGGAGGCUUAACUGCCAUGAGGACUCAUAUGAGACUGACCUAUGGUAUUCAGGGAACAAUAAUCAAUGAUGCCUUGAUGACCUUUUGCUGCGGAAUCUGUGAGACAUGCAGGAUGGCACGAGAAAUCCGCAUCAGGAAUGGAGACAUUUCGCCGUAACAAGGCAUAAAGGAUUCUGGCCCAUACAGUAUUUUCUCUUUGUUGACAUCCAGCCAUUGUGGAAGUAAUUUGUUUAUGCCUGUAGCAGGCCUAGCUUUGAUAGAAACAACAAAGAAGGCACAGUUAAUGAAUUAUGCAAUUCCUGCCAUUCCAUAAUUUUUCCUAUAGUCUUAAAAUAUACCUGUGUAACAGUGUCACAAAGUGCUGUUAAAGUGCAUUACUGUAAAGAAAUUGCAAUGUUCAAUCACUCACAACAUCAAAAAUUUCGUUUAAACAUGAUCCAUUGUGUAUAACAUUUUCAAUAAAAAUAUUGUUUAAUGUUAUUUCAUUUCCUUUUAAUGUAGGAAAUUAUAUAGCAACUUAAGAUAUGAUGAUCUACAUGGCGCUCAGACAAGAAAAUGUGUCCUAUGUGGAUUAUUUUGGUUAUAAUUAACCCUUUCUUAAACCAUUUAAUCACACUCUUUUUGGCUUAGUGAACCUGACCACUUAAAAUAAUGUGUGUACUUAUGAUACUUUAUCACAAGGACAUCAGGUGAGAGCAUUUCAACAAAAGAGUAAUUUCCUUCUCCAAUUUUUUCAUUAGAAGGAUUUUGUAGAGGCUUGUAGAGGUAAAAGUAUUCAGUAUUUCACAAGAACAGACGCAAAAUCAGAAACAAGAGAAGGAUCUGGUGCCCUGUAUGUUGGAACCACUGCUGUCACUCACUGUGGUGCAAGGUUUGUUCAGAUAUGAUGAAAACACCAUGCAUAAAUUCAUUGAGUUUGUAUGUUUUCUUUUUUAUUUUCAAGUCUCCUUUGGAGCAUUUGCGAUUUAAUUGCAUGUACAAUCUACUGAACAAAGUCAUACACAGUCCAUACACACUGCGAUACACACUGCGGUUAUAUUGAAAAAUUCACACUGCCUAACCCCUUCCCUUCCAUGUACGUCAGAAUGCACAACGCUAUGAUUGGUGUUUUUGCCUGUAGCAGGCCUAGCUUUCAUGCAAACAAUAAAGAAGGAGCAGCUAAUGAAUUAUGCAAUUCAAUGUAUUAAGUGUGAUUUUACCUGUUGCCUUAUAAUAUACCUAUGUAACAGUGUGACGAAGUGCUACUGAUUUGCAUUACUGUAAAUAAAUUGCAUUGUUAAAUCAA